Molecule: messenger RNA, 1356 nt
Organism: Lycium barbarum (goji berry)
Lineage: Eukaryota; Viridiplantae; Streptophyta; Magnoliopsida; Solanales; Solanaceae
Exons: 2
Coding region: 1-1356 (451 amino acids)
Source: RefSeq, a predicted model, not a curated record
AUGUCCUUUAAACAAAGAGAGCUAAAAGAGUUUCUAAAGAAGAAUAAGGUGGACUUGUUGGGCUGUUAUGAAACCAAAGUCAAACAAAAUAAAGCAAGUAAGGUCCAACAAUGUUUUGGCUCAGGAUGGACCUAUACUUGUAACUAUGGUUCGGCUGUAAAUGGGCGAAUUUGGGUAAUGUGGAAUGCAGGUGUGGAUGUCCUAAUCCUAAAGGAAUCCAGCCAAACUAUGCAUUGUAAAGUGAAAGACAGAAAUUCCAACUUCUCCAGCUUCGUCACGUUUGUUUAUGGUCUUCACACCUUAGCAGAUAGACUACCACUAUGGACUCAGUUGAGAGAAAUAAAUACUAUUGUCAGUGGCCCGUGGUUGGUAGUGGGUGACUUCAACAGCGUACUUACAGUAGAUGAUAGGAUCAACGGAGCACCUGUGCACCAAGGAGAACUUUUCGAUUUCCAAGACUGUGUGGAUGACUUAGGUUUGGGAAUUCUGAACAAAAGUGGCAGUACAUACUCUUGGAGUAAUAAAAGAGAUGCAGGUGAGAGGAUAUACAAUUUGAUAGACUGGGCUUUGGGUAAUGCAGCGUGGUUCCAGAAUUUUGGUGGCAUUGGGGCUUACUAUAUGCUGCCCCACUGCUCAGACCACACCUCAAUCUUAAUCAAUACUACCUUAAGUAGAUCUGUUGGCAAAGCGCCUUAUCGGCUGCUACUUGCACUGCUGCAACAAGAGCAAUUUAAACAAGCUGUUCAGCUUGUAUGGGCCAGGCAAAUCAGAGGAUACACUAUGUAUGCUGUAUGGAGGAAGCUUAAAUUGUUGGAGCUCUACACAAGAGGCAUGCACAGAGAAUUCUCAACUAUUGAAACAAAGCUGCUAGAACUUAAAGGGAGAUUGAGAGAAGUACAAGAGAAACUAAAUGCAGACCAUUUCAACCAGAUACUCAUAGAGGAGGAAAGAAAUAUAAAUGUACAGGUUGAAAAGUGGGACUCUAUACAGGAAAAAAAAUACUUCGACAGAAAUCUAGAGCUACAUGGAUCAAUCUCGGAGUUUAGAGAUUUCUUCCAAAAUUUACUUGGUGAAUCUGCUCCGCGAUUACCUGGUAUAGACAUCACUACUGCGAGAGAUGGACCAUGCCUGGCCCUGAGUCAACAACAGCAACUGAUAGUACCAGUUACCAGACAGGAAAUAAUUCAAGCUGUGAAUGAUCUACCAAACGACAAAGCACCUGGGAUAGAUGGGUAUCCAGCCAAAUUUUUUAAGCAAAACUGGGAGAUAGUAGGCGAGGAUAUCAUAAAUGCAGUUGGCCAAUUCUUUGUAUCAGGGAAACUACUGAAAGAGGUAAAUUGCACAACCGUCACAUAG